UCCGAGAAUGUCUGUUUCGACAGUGGUUCCUAUAAUAAGCUGCUGUCUUACCUCGUGGGUCUGGAUCAGUCUCAGCUGGAGGAAUUCAAGCUGUGCCUCCAGGCCCCAGAGCUGCUGCUGGAGAACUUCCAGAAGAUCCCCUGGGCAAACUUGAAAGCCAGUGAUCCCAUUAAUCUGUUACGUUUGUUGAGUGAAUACUUCUCGGAAAGGCAGAUAUGGGAAGUGACCCUCAGCAUCUUUGAGAACAUGAAUCUGACUUCAUUGUGUGUGGAAGUUAGAGCAAGGCUGAACGAGAUGGCACAGUCAUGGGAACCCCAAGAUCCAAACCAAGAAGCAGCAGAGAUGCCAGAAGAAGGAGUUCACAGAAGAAGAUACAGAGAGAGGAUGAAGGCUAAAAUAUUAAUGAUGUGGGACAACAUGCCUUGGCCUGAAGGCCAUAUAUAUCUCCGCAAUGUGACUGAGAAGGAACACGAAGAACUGAAGAGCCUCUUGUACCCUAACAGGACUGGAGCCCAGCCACAGACGAUUGUCUUAGAGGGAAUAGCGGGGGUCGGGAAGACCACCCUGGCAAUGAAGACCAUGCUGCACUGGGCAGAGGGCUUUCUCUUUCAGCAGAGGUUCUCCUAUGUUUUCUUUAUCAGCUGCCAUAAAGUUAAAGAUAUGAAGGAUACCACGUUUGCUGGCUUGCUUUCCUGGGACUGGCCUGACUCCCAGCCCCCCAUUGAAGAGCUCAUGAGUCACCCUGAAAGACUCCUGUUUGUCAUCGAUGGCUUUGAGGAACUGGACAUGCCCUCCAACUUGGACGACAGCCCACCAUGUACAGACUGGUAUCAGCAGCUCCCAGUCGACACAAUCCUGUUCUACUUGGUGAGGAAAGAGUUGGCCCCCACGGCUACCGUACUGAUCACAACCAAGGAGUAUAGAGCCAAGGAUCUUAAAAAGUUGUUACUGAAUCCAUGGUUUGUCCAAAUCUUAGGGUUCACCGAGGGAGACCGGGAGGAAUAUUUCAUCAGGUACUUUGCUGACCAAAACAAAGCUAAGAAUAUCUUGCGUUGGGUAAGAAAAAACGAAAAACUGUUUAAUUUCUGCUCUGCCCCCAUUGUGUGUUGGACUGUGUGUUCCUGCCUGAAGGAGCAGAUGGCAAGAAAUCCUUGUUUCCAGCUAAGCACCCAGACCGCCACCAGUCUGUAUGUCUACUUUUUCUCCAGCUCGUUUGCCAAAGCAGAGGUGACUUUGUCAGACCAGAGCUGGCCAGAGCAGUGGAGGGCCCUCUGCUCUCUGGCUGCAGACGGGAUGUGGUUUUGGAAUUUCACAUUUGCAAAAGAGGACCUCACGCGCAAGUGCCUGGAAGCACCUCUCAUUGAUUCUCUCCUCAGUUUGAAUAUUCUUCGAAAGGUCAGUGACUGUGAGGAGUGUGUUACUUUCACUCACCAGAGCUUCCAGGUGUUUUUGGGGGCCAUGUUCUACGCACUCGGGGGAACGAAAGGAUCUGUUGGCAGUCCUGCAAAACAUGAAGAGAUGAAGGUGCUACUGAAUGAUGCUUUGGCUGACAGAAACUUCUAUUGGAAUCAGAUGGCUCUUUUUUUCUUUGGUCUUUUAAAAAGAAACGUGGCAGGAGAGCUGGAAACUACUUUGCGUUGUAAAGUGAGUCGCAGGAUAACGGAUGAAUUAUUAGAAUGGGCAGAGGAAUUAGAAAGUUAUGACAUUAUCUCCAACCGUUUUGAAUUCCUGCACUUUUUCGAGUGCUUGUAUGAGACUCAGGAGGAAAAUUUUGUAAGGCAGAUUUUGAGUCAUCUCCUUGAAGCUGACCUUGAUAUUUUUGGAAAUCUACAACUCCAAGUUUCUUCGUUUUGCCUAAAACACUGUCGAAGGUUAAGUAAGCUAAGGCUUUCUAUCACCGUUCCCAUCCCUCAUACGGAAUUGACUUUCAACGUGGAGAGUCUGGAGACAAGCAUGCAUUCCAAGAUACAUCAGUGGCAGGACAUUUGCUCCGUGUUUUGCAACGGGAACGUGAGUGAGCUGGACCUGAGUAACAGCAAGCUUAACACUGCUUCGAUGAAGAAACUCUGUUACGAGCUGAGAAAUCCAAGGUGCAAGCUCCGAAAACUGACGUGCAAAUCAAUAACUCCUGUGAGGAUCCUGAAGGAGCUUGUCCUUGUCCUACACGGUAACAAAAGGCUGACCCAUCUGAACUUGAGCUCGAACAACCUGGGAGUUCCUGUGUCCACGAUGAUCUUUAAAACCUUGAGGCACUCAGCCUGCAACCUCCAGUCUCUGUGCCUGGAGAAGUGCAACCUGUCAGCUGCCAUCUAUCAGGAUCUGGCAUUGUACCUCACCAGCACCCAGAGGAUAGCUCGACUGUGCCUGGGAUUUAAUCCACUCCAAGAUGAAUGCGUGAGGCUCCUCUGUGCUUCCCUGACUCACCCCGAGUGUGCCUUAGAGAGACUGGUGCUCUGGUUCUGCCAGCUCGGGGCACCCAGUUGCAGGUACUUGUCAGACGCCCUCCUUGAGAACAAGAGUUUGACACAUCUGAACCUGAGGAGGAAUAACCUGGGAGACGAGGGGGUGAAGUUUCUGUGCAAGGCCCUCAGUCGUCCAGACUGCAGCCUACAGAGCCUGGAUUUGUCAUGUUGUUCCUUAUCACCAGAGGGCUGUCAGGAGCUGGCUAAUGCCCUCAGGCAUAAUCGUAACAUGAAAAUUUUGGAUGUCGGGAACAAUGGUGUUCAGGAUGAUGGAGUGAAACACCUGUGUGAGGUUCUAAAAGAUCCGAGUUGUGCACUGAACACUCUUGGGUUGGAGAAGUGCAAUCUGACGCCUGCUUGCUGCCAGCAUCUGUCCUCUGUUCUCGGAAGCAGUAAAAGCCUGGUUAACCUGAACCUUUUGCAGAAUGACUUGGAGCCCAGUGGAGUCAGCAUACUGUGGAAGGCCUUGAAAAAAUCAGCGUGCAAACUACAGAAACUUGGGUAA
Ailuropoda melanoleuca (giant panda) is the source of this 2967-nucleotide messenger RNA. It is a transcript of the gene NLRP13, whose product is annotated as NLR family pyrin domain containing 13. NCBI's taxonomy places the organism in Eukaryota, Metazoa, Chordata, Mammalia, Carnivora, Ursidae. The record is from RefSeq and is a predicted model, not a curated record. The annotation marks the transcript as partial. Gene Ontology annotation, molecular function: protein binding. The transcript has 9 exons. Gene Ontology annotation, cellular component: cytoplasm. Gene Ontology annotation, biological process: regulation of inflammatory response.